Molecule: messenger RNA, 2187 nt
Organism: Funneliformis geosporum
Lineage: Eukaryota; Fungi; Glomeromycota; Glomeromycetes; Glomerales; Glomeraceae
Source: the annotation of a GenBank genome assembly
AUGACUAUUGCUCUUCACGAAAUCCUUAAAAAACGCAUCAUUGAUGCAAUAAAAUCCGUUCAACCUCCCGGUGGUUGGAAAGUUGUAGUGGUAGAUGAAGCAUCAUUAAAGAUAAUAGAGUCUGCUUGUAAAAUGUUUGAUAUUCUUGAAGAGAAAGUGACUUCGGUAGAAAAUCUUGAAAAGUCCCGUCAAGCUUAUCAAUCACUUGAUGCGGUUUAUAUAAUUACCCCAACUUACGAGUCUAUUAGUAAAGUGAUUGAAGAUUUUAAAAGCAAUAAGACGCCAUUAUAUGCUCAUAUUCAUUUAUUUUUUGUAUCAAAUUCUGCAUUACCGAGGGAUUACUUGAUACAACGUAUCGAUCUCUUUAUUGACUUUCAUGCAAAGGAAGCUCAAGUUUAUUCAUUUGAAUCACCUUCAAGCUUUUUCAAGUUGUAUUCACCUGAAGAAAAUGCUGGAAUUGACGAUGAAUUAAGGAUACUUGCUAAAAAAUUACUUUCUGUAUGCAUAUCUUUAGGUGAAAAUCCUUUGAUCCGUUAUCAAAGAUCUCUUGAUUCCGAUCAUCCAACAAAGGCUUUACCUUAUAAAUUGGCAAUGUUGGUUCAAAAUGAAAUGGACAAUUUCGUUAGACUUAAUCCAGGUUUUCCUCCACAAGAUUCUUCUCGUCCACGUGGUGUACUAUUCAUUGUGGAUAGGACUAUUGAUAUGUAUAGUCCGAUAUUACAUGAAUUCACUUAUCAAGCAAUGGCUAAUGAUCUUUUGGCGAUUGAAGAUGGAAAGUAUAAUUAUAAUUAUACUGGUGAAGAUGGCACUCAAGCAACAAAAGAGGCUAUACUUGAUGAGUCGGAUAGCAUAUGGGUGGAAAUUAGACAUAAGCAUAUGAAGGAUUGUAUCGAUAAGCUUAUGAAAGAUUUUAAUGAGUUUUUGACAGAUAAUCAAGGAUUUGCCGAAAAAGAUAAGGCCGUCAACUUAAAUGAUAUGAAAAAAAUGUUGGCGACUUUACCACAAUUUCAAAAUAUGAAAGAAAAGUUUUCCGUACAUUUAAGUAUUGCACAAGAAUGUAUGGCUUUAUUUGAGAAGGAAAGCCUCGAUAAAUCUGCAACCAUAGAACAGAAUUGUGCUACGGGUCAUACAGCUGAUGGAGCUCAUCCAAAGACUUUAGUUGAAGAUAUGGUUCCAUUAUUAGAUAAUCCUGUUAUGAGUUCAUUGAAUAAGACCAGAAUGCUUAUGUUAUAUAUUAUGUAUAAGAAUGGAAUCCUUGAAGAAGAUAGACGCAAAUUGCUUGAGCAUGCAAGGAUUACAUUAGAAGAAAAUGAUGCCAUAAACAAUUUGUUAUUAUUCGGAGUCAAAUUGAUUAGGGUCAGAAUUAAGUUUAUGUUUAGGAUAGUUAUGUCAAACAAGAAAUAUCGACAAAAACCUGGUGAAGAAAUUCAAUACGAAAUUUCCCGUUAUAUUCCAAAAUUAAAACUUCUUUUGGAGAGUCAUAUUAAAGGCAAUAUAGAUCACACUGCAUAUCCAUACACAAAGGAUCCAACAGGUGAUCCUGAAGGAUUAAAAGGAACACAACAAGGACCUGUAUCGUUAAGAAGUGCGAGGGCUGGUUGGUAUAAGAAAGGUCAGGCGGUUGAAAAUCGCGUAGGUAGAAUAAUAGUUUUCGUUGCUGGUGGAGUUACAUAUUCUGAACUUCGUAGUUCUUAUGAAGUUAGUGCCAAAUUGAGUCGAGAUGUCGUUAUUGGAUCGACGCAUAUCAUUACACCUAACAAAUUUAUUGAUGAUUUAAAACUUCUUUAUCGACCUCCCACUAAAAAUUAUGUGAAGUCACCAAUGCAAGCAAUCUCAACACCACCACAAUUACCACCUCGUCCGGGUUCAACAACUAAUACACCACCACCAUUUAAUAGAUCAAACUCGCCAUCGGGUUAUUUUCCACAGCAAACUUCUUAUCAAACACCACAAGCUGGAUAUCCACAACAAGGAUUUCCACCACAAGUUGCUUAUCAACAAAACGCAUAUUCAUAUCCGCAACCACCACAAAGUGGAGGUUAUCAGCCACAAGGACAAUAUCCAUUACCACCAUUACCACCACCACAGCAACAAUAUGGUCAAGUUCAAAAACCAUCAUCUACUAGCUCAACAACUUCAUCCAAAUCUAAAAAACUUUUUGGUGGUUUUGAUAAAUUUUUGGGUUAA